Messenger RNA from Anguilla rostrata (American eel), 3313 nucleotides. RefSeq names its product formyl peptide receptor 1 (gene fpr1). Gene Ontology annotation, cellular component: plasma membrane. The coding region runs from base 754 to 1917 and encodes 387 amino acids. Gene Ontology annotation, biological process: positive regulation of cytosolic calcium ion concentration; phospholipase C-activating G protein-coupled receptor signaling pathway; inflammatory response. The transcript is spliced from 2 exons. Lineage: Eukaryota; Metazoa; Chordata; Actinopteri; Anguilliformes; Anguillidae. Gene Ontology annotation, molecular function: G protein-coupled receptor activity; complement receptor activity. The record is from RefSeq and is a predicted model, not a curated record.
CAGGAUUUUGACCAUAGAACAUGUUGUCACACAAAGUAGCUAUUUAAGUUUCGAGAUAGCGCCUUUUCUGUUGGAGGUAUGAGCAGUGUGACAGCUUACCCGUUCUCCUAUACGUAAUUACUUUUGGAAGUUCUUCCAAAGAUUCUCUGGUUGGAGCAGCCACGUUUCUAGGCUAAAAUAUUUAAGAGCCUAAACCAUUAAUGACGAUGUUUUUAAUAGUAGCCAAUUUAUGUUUUGUGAUUGUUGGCUUAAUUUCGAGUUUCGUAGGGAAACAAAUGCAACGACCCUAUAGGGUAAUAGCCUGGAGUCAUGCAAUUAAACACACGUUUGGUGUAGCCUAUGCGAAGCUGCAAUAUGUAAUUAAAUGUCGCAGUCAUCCAUAAUAACAGUAUUUUGUGGGAUUCUAGGUAUGGAGCUUUGUAACUGUUCGCAGUGUUGUUUGAUUUUGAUUUUUUUUUUUUUUUUUUUUUAAUGAGCAGCUAUUCGUAAUUGAUUAUCACGGGCAACAUGGUAAUGAAAUAAAAGUUUAAAAAAUGAAAUCGAUGUUUUACACGAUCUGUCUUUGAAAUACGACACCAUGUAACCGAUGGCAGUAGCGUGACGUCAACACGUCUAGAAUCUAAAACUCUUUCCCUCUGCCUCGACAUGAAUAGUAGCCUGUAAUCCACUGAGUGGACCAGGACGUUGCCUACUCAUCGCCUGCAGUUUUGGCUAUACUAGUUUCUUUUGUUAUUUAAGGUUUAAAAAACAGUGAUGGCAUUUCUCAUGAUCACCACCACUGCCCUGUAUCCAGGCAAUGGAAUGGAGACGCCUUCCAGCAGCAACCACACAUUGGCCACCAACGGAACAGAAGACGAGUACGAUGAGUACUACGAUGACGACGAGCACGCAGAGCUCCGGAAGUCUCUCAACAUCAUGUCCCUCAUUGUUUACUGCUUGGCCUUUGUGCUGGGAGUGCUGGGGAAUGGGGUGGUGAUCUGGGUGGCGGGAUUCAAGAUGAAAAGGACAGUGAACACUGUGUGGUUCCUCAACCUGGCUGUGGCUGACUUCCUUUUCACCGCAUUCCUUCCACUGAGUGUGGCGUACACUGCCAUGGGGUUCCACUGGCCCUUUGGCAAGUUCAUGUGCAAGCUCAACAGCACCCUGAGCUUCCUUAACAUGUUUGCCAGCGUCUACAUCCUGGUGGCGAUCAGCAUGGACCGUUUCGUGUCUGUGGUGUAUCCCGUCUGGGCCCAGAAUCACCGCAGCCCACGCAAGGCAUCAGUGGUGAGCCUGGGCAUCUGGCUGCUCGCCCUUGCCUUGAGCACCCCCUAUUUUGUCUUCCGAGACACUGCGCCUGCCUACGAUGAUGAAAAGGUGAUCAACUGCUUUAAUAAUUUCGCCCUUUCGGAGGACUACGUUACGCCGGCGGUGGUGGAACUGAGGAUUAACCGGCACCGGGCGAUGAUCAUCACACGCUUCCUCCUGGGCUUCGUGGUCCCUUUCACCAUCAUUGUCUCCUGCUAUGCAGUCAUCAUCCAUCGUCUCAAGAGGAACCGCUCCCUGUCUAGCCGCUCUGGGCGCCCCUUCAAGAUAAUUGCAGCCGUCAUCACUGCCUUCUUCCUGUGCUGGGCCCCUUACCACAUUCUGGUUCUGAUUGAAAUGGUCAACCACAUGGCUACUGAGUAUAGCACCACCCUUGACCACAUCACCACUAUUGGAAUUCCCAUCGCCACCAGCUUGGCCUUCCUCAACAGCUGUCUUAACCCACUGCUUUAUGUGUUCAUGGGCCAGGACUUCAAGGACAAGGUGCGCAAGUCCAUUCUCUCUGUGCUGGAGACUGCCUUCACGGAGGAGGUGUCUCGGUCCAAUUCACAUUCAAAUUCGGCCAUCAACAGUCGCACCAAAGAAAAGUCAUUCUCUGAUGCGGAGGUAUGAGCACUGGCGCCUGGCAACACUUUGCUUGCUGGACUGGAGAUACUUAUGUCAUAAUCACAGGAGUUACAAUGUUCCUAUACGCUCCAAUCAGCAUACCUUUAACUGAAGCACAUCAAUAGUUGCCUUUAAAAGGAUAAAAAUUUAAAAAAGGAGCUCCAUGUGGCCAGGGAAUGGUACAUUAUAACAGUACAGCUUUUACCAAACAAGAACGGCUUGAAAUUGAAAGAUAAGGUAUGCAUACCCAUACAAACAGAGAUUACCGUAUGUUCAGAUACAACAUAAAGCUCUCAACCCUAUUACAAUUGGUGCACUUGAUAACGAUCUGCAAAAAAGGGCUGUAUUAAAUAAUCAACACAGGUAUUGAGCUAUAUUGUGUGCUUUAAGAAAUUGGGUAAUAUAUGGUUUCAUACUAGUACGACUGCUCAAAGACAAUUUCUCCAAUGAGGAACUUUCAUUGGAACCACACCCUAUGGUCAGAUGAGAUCAAGAUGUAGCUUUUCGGCCAGGUGUACCUGUAGUGAAUUUGGAAUCCUAAGAAGGAGACUUAUGCUGAAAAGGAUGCCAUACCUAUGGUGAAAUAUGGGGUUAGAUCUUUGAAAUUAUGAGGUGGUUUUGCAUCCUAGGACUCUUGUUAAGGUCAGUAGAAUCAUAGUAACUCCAGCAUAUCCCAAGAUAUUUUGGCCAAAAACCUGGUUCCCUCUACCAGGAACCUGUGUGAACUUGGCCACAAAAGGAUCUUUCCACUAGACACAGAUUCAAAGCAUACUUCAAAGUCAACCAAGAAAUGGUCAACUAACCAUAAAAUAAUUCUUUAGGUCAUCUCAAUCUCAGACCUGAACCUUAUUGAAAAUGUAUGGUUUGAAUAGAAGUGUGAAGUCCAUAGGCACAGGGCAAAGGUUCUGAAGGGUCAUUAAUGAUUCUUUAUGGAGGAAUAGUCAAAUGUCCCCUAAAAUUAUUCAGUUGUUUUAGCACUGCAAAGGGAGGGUGCACAAAGUAGGCUAAUAAAGUUAGUAAUUUGGGGAAAAUAAAAUGAUUACUUAUUUAACAAAACAUUUUCCCUGAACAAUUGUGUUAGUAUGAAAGAAUAUGAUUUUCACAUUUAUAGCGUAUACAGCUAUUUUGGAGGGUGGCAAUCAAUUUGGAGAGCAAUGUAUGUUGUAUAUAUAUAUUUUACACUCCAAAUACAUCUUUUGCUGUAAAUCGUCAUGUAUAAGCUUGUUCAUUUUAGUUGAUAUAGUUUGACCUGCUCAAUUUUAAUGCUAUAUGUUGCUGCUGCAGAAUUGUUAUUUGUUCCCAUGUUUGUUGUCUUUAACAUUGAUGAAGGAAGCUUUUUAAUUAUUCAUUUUAAAUGUGAUAUGUCAUUAAAAAUAAAUAAAUAAAUAAACAGUUAAUAGAA